Molecule: messenger RNA, 5181 nt
Organism: Nerophis lumbriciformis (worm pipefish)
Lineage: Eukaryota; Metazoa; Chordata; Actinopteri; Syngnathiformes; Syngnathidae
Source: RefSeq, a predicted model, not a curated record
AUGAACACCAGCUUCUUGGUUCUGGCUGUUUGUUCUGCGGUAUUUUUCACUGGGCUGCAGUGCACCUUGCAGAGGACCACAGCAGAGGCGACGCAUGACUUCACGGCCGUUAACGUUGAUGCGAGCAACACCGUGGAAAAUGGGGGUAAACGAGACUUAAAUCAGACAAUGAACUCUCGGUUGAAGAGGAAAACCCUGGCUGUGGAUUUUGCGGUUCCUUCUUUGCUGCGCUUUUACCUCUCGGAGUUUAUUAAAAGACCCUUAAACGGGGACUGUCAGACUUUGAGAGAAUGUUACACAGUGAGUGCAAACUUAAAAAUGCACUGCAUACCUUUACAGAAAACCAUUUCCACCUUUGUCGACCAAAGGUCUGCUAUAUCUGCAAGAGGUAACACAUCUUUUGAUGGAGAGCUCCCUUUCUUUUCCAAGCGACCUCUGUCCAAAGUUCUGAAAUUUGGUUUAACCAAAGCAAGUCGCAAAUCAAAUCAGGUGGUGGUGGAAAUAGGAGAGGAUAUAAUCAGAACGGGAUGUGGUGGGUUGUCUGUUUAUGAGGAGGCACCUGUGCUCACCCUGGAAAUGGACCUCACAACAAUUCUGGAGUGGUGGCUCAGUGCAGAUGGGGGCCGACUGAGAGUUAGGCUCAUGCCUGAAAAAAAGGCACAGGUUCCUGGGAUAGAAGACCGCUACACUGCAGCCAUACGUGCAGCAGACCCCCGUCUGUUUCUCCAGAUUUUCUCACGGGGUGAGUCUUUACAUACAUAUUCUCCAACUGGCAUUCCUCAAGGGUACUGGAGUUUUUCCUGGGUUGCUGAGGAUGAUCUUAGCUUUCCCAACUACUGGAUGCCCAUGUCAGAUCCCCUGUGCGACGGAGGCAAAAUGUGUGACCAGAAUAUAGGUGGUGCCCCUGAGUUUACAUGGAUCAUCGUGGCUACUGGGGAUACAAAAGAAGAGCACAACCAAAAGACCACACAGAAGGCUGGAAGUCCCCAAGGGUGGGAGGAAGGUAAGAUUGAAGGUCAGUUCUUUUGGGUGAACGGUACCUCCUUUGGGGGGCCCUGGGUGCUGAGUCCUUGGUUGCGGAGUGGACCAAAUCCUUGCAGCAUCGACAUGGCCCUGUAUUUGAAUCCCAAGCAAAGUGGACAAUACACGAUAUGGCUCAUUGAGCGGGAUAAGACACAACUUGCUCUCUUCUCAACUGACACACUACCUCAGAUCACAGGCUGGGCUGUGGCUCACCUCACUUUGAGGACCCAUGGGGGAUCACCUUUCCGGAUCUCAGCUAGCUAUGACCAGCGGACACUUGAUGACAUGGCUAUGAUUGAGCCCAACUUCACCACAAACUGCACCAUGGCUUCCUCAGCAGGCCCUACCAUCACACUUGAGGGCAAAUACCAUUGCCAUGAAGGACGUGCAAUCCCACUGGACAAACUAUGCGACUUCAGAAAAGACUGUCCACUUGGAGAUGAUGAGGGAGAGCAAUGUCGCCGCUUCCUCAAUGGCAGCUACUGCUCUUUUGAAGAGGACGAGUGCGGUUGGCUGUCAGUAAUGGGUGUCCCCUGGAGAAGACUCCAGUAUCCGAGCAAGGCUACUAGAAAGGCUUGCCCAUCCACAGGUGCAACACUCAGUGUGGAGGGGAGCCAGUUAAAAGGCCAACGUCACUCAGCAUCACUCAGGAGUCCUCUUUUUCCGCCUCCUUUAAGAAAUUCCCCAUGCAUGGUGCGGUUCUGGAUGUGUUCUGGAGGUGCACAGAAGGGGUCGCUUUCUUUGUGGAUAGCAGAGAACAGCACGGGCCCUAAGGACCAGCGCCAACUGUGGCACUCAGCCAGUGAACCUACGUCUAAGAACGGCUGGAACCUCAUCACAGUUCCACUUUAUGGGCUGGCUGACUGGUUCUGGCUUAUUUUUAACUCAGAAGAUGGACCGGGAUUUGGGCAUGGGUCCGUUAUGACCCUUGACAACAUCUCCUUCAGUAUGAACUGCUUCUUGGCUUCAAAUGGAGAGUUUCCACCGGUGCACAGAAGCGCAACGAGGUUGCCUAUCAGACCGCUGAUCACUCCCACAACCCCAUCCAUUGGGAUUCCUCUGAUGAACUUCCCUACUACAGAUUACUCUCAUAAAUGGAUUUUUAACACCUGCGGUGCUGGCGGCCCAGAAGGUCCAACUCCCUCCCAGUGCUUCAAUUCCUAUAAGAGCAGCAAAAUGAAUGUGACCGUGGGGACCCGGGGGUCCUUUAAAGGCAUUCAAAUGUGGCAGGUCCCUGAGACUGGCACAUACAGGAUCACAGCCUUUGGUGCAGCAGGCGGCCGAAGCGUUAUGGCCAUGAGUAGAUCACAUGGCAUCUACAUCGCUGGUGACUUUCUGCUGAGGAAAGGAGAGCUGCUUUAUAUCCUGGUUGGUCAAAAAGGAGAAGAUGCAUGUCCCAAUUCCAAUGCUGUGCUGAAUAAGAUCUGCUUGGAACAGACUGGCCCAAUGCUGAAUAAGACUCAAGUGAAAGGUGGAGGUGGAGGAGGGGGUGGUGCUACCUAUGUAUUCAAGGUGCUUAAUGGGAUUCACAUCCCCCUCAUCAUUGCUGGUGGGGGAGGGGGCCGAGGCUACAGCAGCCAAUCAGACAGCCAGCUCGAACAGAUGGACUAUGACCUCAGCCAACCAGGUCGCAACGGCAAGUCAAAUGCUGCUGGUGGGGGUGGAGGAUGGAAUGCAACUGCUCCUGUCAGUCAGGGUGGCAGACCUUUGCUGCUGGGAGGGCAGGGAGGACAGCCCUGUCAGAAGUUCUGGCAGACACGAGGUGGCUUCGGGGGUGGUGGAGGUGGCUGUAUGGCUGGAGGCGGUGGUGGAGGCUACAGAGGUGGUAACACCUCAUUAAAUGAUAAUCCCAAACAUGACGGUGAUGAUGGCACGUCCCUCUUCGGUCCAGCUGGAGAGCCAUACCUAUAUCCUCUGAAAGCAAUUGAAAGCGAUGGGGAAGUGAUCAUCAGUCCAGUUCGGAACUGCAGUCACUGUGAAAGCGGUGAAUGUCAAGACAUGAAAGGAGACAUCUGCUACUGUGAUGAUGACCUCAUCCUGGCAGGAGAUGGCAUAUCCUGUAUUAACUCCACAGAGGUGAGCCUGCUGCCUGCACAGCCGUCUCUCUCCCACCUGGCGCUAGGUCUUUCUGUCGGGACCUCGGCCCUUAUCGCUGCCCUGCUGCUGGCUGUCUCGGGAGUCAUGAUAAUGUACAGACGUAAACACACAGAGCUGCAGUCAAUUCAGCUGGAGCUCCAGAGUCCAGACUGCAAGCUCAGUAAACUACGGGCAUCUACCAUCAUGACUGACUAUAAUCCAAACUACUGCUUUGCUGGCAAGACGGCGUCAGUAAACGACCUUAAGGAAGUGCCACGACGCAACAUCUCCCUCACCAGGGGCCUUGGUCAUGGCGCGUUUGGUGAAGUAUAUGAGGGACUGGUAGUGGGGAUACCAGGCGAACCGAGUCCGCUCCAUGUGGCAGUUAAGACCCUUCCCGAGGUUUGCUCUGAACAAGAUGAACUGGACUUCCUUAUGGAGGCUCUAAUUAUCAGUAAGUUCAGCCACCAGAACAUUGUGUGCUGUGUUGGGGUCAGUCUGCAAGCAAUGCCCAGGUUCAUACUGCUGGAACUGAUGACCGGAGGAGACCUCAAGACCUUCCUCAGGGAGAUGAGACCCAGAUUGGAGCAGCCGUCCAGCCUGACCAUGGUUGACCUUCUCAAUGUAGCGAGAGACAUCGCCAAGGGCUGCCAGUAUCUGGAAGAGAAUCAAUUUAUCCACAGGGAUAUUGCAGCUCGUAAUUGCCUGCUGACUUGCAAAGGACCAGGUCGCGUGGCCAAGAUUGGAGAUUUUGGAAUGGCUCGGGAUAUUUAUAGAGCAAGUUAUUACAGGAAAGGUGGCCGUGCUAUGCUCCCAGUAAAGUGGAUGCCACCUGAAGCUUUCAUGGAGGGCAUCUUCACAUCAAAAACAGACACAUGGUCAUUUGGGGUUCUGCUAUGGGAAAUCUUCUCACUAGGCUACAUGCCUUAUCCAAGUCGCAGUAAUCAAGAAGUACUGGACUUUGUAACCAACGGUGGAAGAAUGGACCCACCCAAAAAUUGCCCUGGGCCAGUGUACCGUAUAAUGACUCAAAGUUGGCAGCACCAACCAGAGGACAGGCCGAAUUUCUCAACUAUACUGGAGAGAAUUGACUACUGCUUGCAGGACCCUGAUGUAGUGACCAUGCCUUUGCCUAUCGAAUACGGACCAGUUCAGGAAGAAGAGGACUGUGUACCAAUACGCCCAGACAAUCCCUCAGGUGCGACGGUGCUGGUGAAUGCUCAAGUGCCUGAUGGGGAACUUUCUCAGCCAAGUCCAUGCUACCACUCAGAUGAGAGUUAUAGAGGAGCGGAGCAUACAGCCGAGUCCAAAGCACAGACGGCAUCUCAGCCUCAAGCAUACCUCCAUCCGCACCAGCAACCUCACACACACACUACUGUCGUCACCUCCGCAGCAACAUCCACGCUCACUGCCAAGGCACCCUCCCAGCCGGGCCCGGAGGGAGGACACAUCAACCUGGCUUUCACCCAGGGUCAACCAGCAGAGAAGGAGAGUCAGACUGGGAAGAGCACCAGUUUGUGGAACCCUACAUACGGCUCAUGGUUCCUGCAGCAGCUACAGAGGAAGCAGCAGCAGAGGCAAAGGGGGGUUCUGAGUGUGGGAGGCAGUGGGGGCAGAGUGCCUGGGGAAGGGCAAGAACAUGUGGGAAGGACUGUGGCUGAGGUGGCUGGGUCCAUGGGUCUCCAGCAUAAGUUUCAACAUCAGCACCAGCUUCAGAUGCUGCACCAGCAGCAGCAGCAGGGUCUUUGCAGACCGCUGCUAGCACCUCCACCUCCAGCCACCCAGUCUCCACUCCUUUUAGAUUCAGGCACUUUGCCACCAGGUCCCCUCUACAGACUGAGACGUUUCCCCUGCGGGAGUAUCGGAUACGGCUACCAGGAGCAAGGCAUUUCGAUGGAGGCCAAUCCUCCUCCGCUCCCUUCCUCCCAACAGAGUGCAUCAGCAGCCCUCCAGAGGGUCCCCGCGUCAGUGUCUCUUCAUUCAGGAUUAUCAGAGGACAGCCGGCCACUCUUAGUCACCAUGGGGACAGUGCAGGACACCCGUCUGCCCAGAAUGGAAGGUCAUAACGCCACUGUGCUUUAG